GCAUUUUACACUGAAUUUCUCUACUGCCGCCCCCUCCACUCAAGCAAAAUCUGUGUGGAAAGAUCCACUGGGAAGGAACUGACGGCUUAUGUUUCUCCAGUGUGAUGAAAGCACAUGGUACAGUUUUCCAAAGAAAUUAGUCCUUUUUCUGGGUGAAACGAAACCAGUCUGCUGUUUUCAUAGGGGAUUUCUCACUCCUCUGGAAGGAAGAAAGAACACGCCUGAGCCCAGGAGCGCUCCAGCUUCUUGUGGGAAGUCUCCAUGGUGAAGGCUAAGCCAGGGCUACCUGCGAACAGCGUGCAGUGAAUGUCCUUCCAGAGCUGCGGCCGGUCGAUCGAACCCACGAGGAGAUGAUUCCUCAUGAAGAGCCUGGAUCCCCUACAGAAAUCAAAUGUGACUUUCCAUGUAUCAGACUAAACCCAGAGCCAGCCAGACAGUGAAACAGUCACCGUGGAGGGGGGACGGCGAAAAAUGAAAUCCAACCAAGAGCGGAGCAACGAAUGCCUGCCUCCCAAGAAGCGCGAGAUCCCCGCCACCAGCCGGCCUUCUGAAGAGAAGGCCGCCGGGCCGCCGAGCAACAACCACCGGGCGGAGUCUGGGGCAUGGCUCCCGGGCAACCCCGGGGGCCGCGCCCCCGGGGGCGGCAGGCACGGCCCGGCGGGGACUUCGGGGGAGCUCGGUUUACAACAGGGAAUAGGUUUACACAAAGCGCUGUCCACGGGGCUGGACUACUCCCCGCCCAGCGCGCCCAGGUCCGUCCCGGUGACCAGCACGCUGCCCGCGGCGUACCCUCCCCCGCAGUCGGGGACGCCAGUGUCCCCCGUGCAGUACGCUCACCUGCCACACACCUUCCAGUUCAUCGGGUCCUCCCAGUACAGCGGGCCCUACGCCGGGUUCAUCCCUUCACAGCUGAUCUCCCCGACGGCCAGCCCCGUCACCAGUGCCGUGGCCUCUGCCGCGGGGGCCACCACUCCAUCCCAGCGCUCCCAGCUGGAGGCCUAUUCCACUCUGCUGGCCAACAUGGGCAGUCUGAGCCAAGCCUCAGGACACAAGGCUGAGCAGCAGCAACAGCACCUGGGCAGGACGCCAGGGCUCAUCACCCCGGGGUCCCCCCCACCCACGCAGCAGAACCAGUACGUCCACAUCUCCAGCUCUCCGCAGAGCGCCGGGCGCACGGCCUCUCCUCCGGCCAUCCCCGUCCACCUCCACCCGCACCAGACGAUGAUCCCACACACGCUCACCCUGGGGCCCUCCCCCCAGGUCGUAGUGCAAUACACCGACUCCGGCAGCCACUUUGUGCCGCGCGAGGCCGCCAAGAAAGCUGAGAGUGGCAGGCUGCAGCAGGCCAUGCAGGCCAAGGAGCUCCUGAACGGGGAGGUGGAGAAGGGCCGGAGGUACGGGGCCCCGAGCUCGGCCGACUUGGGCCUGGUGAAGGCCAGCAAGUCCCUUCCUCACCCUUACGAGUCCAGGCACGUGGUGGUCCACCCCAGCGCCGCCGACUACGGCGGCCGGGACUCCUCGGGGGUCCGGGCCUCUGUGAUGGUCCUGCCCACCAGCAACACCCCCGCCGCGGACCUGGAGGUGCAGCAGGUCACGCACCGGGAGGCCUCCCCCUCCACCCUCAACGACAAAAGCGGCCUGCACCUAGGGAAGCCCGGGCACCGGUCCUACGCGCUGUCACCCCAACAGGCUCUGGGCCCCGAAGGCGUGAAGGCCGCCGCCGUUGCCACGCUGUCCCCCCACACGGUCAUCCAGGCCCCACACAGCGCCUCGGAGCCUCUCCCGGUGGGACUGCCAGCCACCGCCUUCUAUGCGGGGACGCAGGCACCGGUCAUCGGCUACCUGAGCAGCCAGCAGCAAGCGAUCACUUACGCCGGCAGCCUGCCCCAGCACCUGGUGAUCCCCGGCACGCAGCCCCUGCUCAUCCCGGUGGGCAGCGCCGACGUGGAGGGGUCGGGAGCAGCCUCCGCGAUAGCCACCUCGUCGCCCCAGUUCGCGGCCAUGCCUCACACUUUCGUCACCACCGCCCUUCCCAAGAGCGAGAACUUCAGCCCCGAGGCCCUGGUCACGCAGGCCGCCUACCCCGCCAUGGUGCAGGCCCAGAUCCACCUGCCUGUGGUGCAAUCGGUGGCAUCCCCCGCCUCGGCGCCCCCCACGCUGCCCCCCUACUUCAUGAAAGGCUCCAUCAUCCAGUUGGCCAACGGGGAGCUGAAGAAGGUGGAGGACCUAAAGACGGAAGACUUCAUCCAGAGUGCGGAGAUCAGCAGCGAUCUGAAGAUCGACUCCAGCACGGUGGAGAGGAUUGAGGACAGCCACCACCCCGGCGUGGCCGUGAUCCAGUUUGCGGUUGGGGAGCACCGAGCACAGGUCAGCGUGGAGGUUUUGGUAGAGUACCCUUUUUUUGUGUUUGGACAGGGCUGGUCAUCCUGCUGUCCAGAGAGAACCAGCCAGCUCUUUGAUCUGCCGUGUUCCAAACUCUCAGUUGGGGAUGUCUGCAUCUCGCUGACCCUCAAGAACCUGAAGAACGGCUCUGUUAAAAAGGGCCCACCCGUGGAUCCCGCCAGCGUCCUGCUGAAGCAUUCAAAGACCGACAUCCUGGCAGGCAGCAGACACAGGUACGCGGAGCAGGAGAACGGCAUCAACCAGGGAAGUGCCCAGAUGCUGUCUGAGAAUGGCGAACUCAAGUUUCCGGAAAAAAUAGGAUUGCCUGCAGCGCCCUUGCUCACCAAAACAGAACCCAGCAAGCCCACAGCGACGAGGAAGAGGAGGUGGUCGGCCCCGGAGACCCGCAAACUGGAGAAGUCAGAAGACGAGCCACCUUUGACUCUUCCUAAGCCUUCUCUUAUUCCUCAGGAGGUUAAGAUUUGCAUUGAAGGCCGGUCUAAUGUAGGCAAGUAGAGGCAGUGUGGGGAAAAGGAAAUUCGGCUCUCCCUUACCAUUUGUAUCCAGAUUACUGUACUGUAGGCUAAAUAACACAGUAUUUACAUGUUACCCUCUUUAGGUUUCUGUUCUAACCUUGUCAUUAGAGUUACAGCCGGUGUUGCGCAGGAGACCGGUGCACUUGCUUUUCCAGGAGUGUCUGGCAAUGACAGUGGGGGGGGGGGGGGGGGCGGGGCAGGG
This is a messenger RNA of Neomonachus schauinslandi (Hawaiian monk seal), 3120 nucleotides long. It is a transcript of the gene ATXN1, whose product is annotated as ataxin 1. Gene Ontology annotation, molecular function: RNA binding; protein binding. The record is from RefSeq and is a predicted model, not a curated record. Gene Ontology annotation, biological process: nervous system development; negative regulation of transcription by RNA polymerase II. Gene Ontology annotation, cellular component: nucleus. NCBI's taxonomy places the organism in Eukaryota, Metazoa, Chordata, Mammalia, Carnivora, Phocidae. Bases 472 to 2898 code for a protein of 808 amino acids. The transcript is spliced from 5 exons.